Messenger RNA from Sinocyclocheilus grahami, 503 nucleotides. RefSeq names its product bone morphogenetic protein 4-like. Lineage: Eukaryota; Metazoa; Chordata; Actinopteri; Cypriniformes; Cyprinidae. Gene Ontology annotation, cellular component: extracellular region. The record is from RefSeq and is a predicted model, not a curated record. Gene Ontology annotation, molecular function: cytokine activity. The transcript has 2 exons. The coding region runs from base 3 to 503 and encodes 166 amino acids.
UCAUGAUUCCUGGUAAUCGAAUGCUGAUGGUCAUUUUAUUAUGCCAAGUCCUACUGGGAGAGAGCAGCAAUGCUAGUCUAAUACCCGAGGAAGGGAAGAAGAAAGCGUCGGCUCAGCACCUGGGUCAGAGUCAUGAACUGCUGCGGGACUUUGAAGCCACGCUGCUGCACAUGUUUGGGCUGCAGAAGCGACCGCGACCCAGCUAUUCGGCUGUGGUGCCCCAAUAUCUGCUGGACCUGUAUCGCCUGCAGUCAGGGGAGGCCGAAGAGACCGGAGCCCACGACGUGAGCUUCGAUUAUCCCGAAAGGUCCACGAGUCGAGCAAACACUGUGAGAGGAUUCCAUCAUGAAGAGCACAUGGAAGAGCUGCAGUCAGACGGCUCACCGGAGUCUCCUCUGCGCUUCGUCUUCAAUCUCAGCAGCGUCCCAGAGGAAGAACUAAUUUCUACUGCAGAGCUUCGUAUCUACAGGCAACAGAUACAGACCAAUGUCCAAAUAUGUUAA